This is a messenger RNA of Symbiodinium sp. CCMP2592, 2982 nucleotides long. The record is from the annotation of a GenBank genome assembly. NCBI's taxonomy places the organism in Eukaryota, Dinophyceae, Suessiales, Symbiodiniaceae.
AUGUCCAAAGGGCUGCAGUUGGGGGCUCCGGGUUUGAACAUACCUGACUUUGAUCCUGACCUUGAUGGGGACAGUCCUGCCAAGAAGCGGGGGGGUGAGCACAGGGUCAGUGGCACCAAUAAGGCCAAACGGGGAGCCAAGGGUGACGAUACCUCCUCGGAUGACUCAGUGAGCCUCGCCAACAUUACGCUUCGGGAUCUCAGGGAUUUGUUGGACGAGCAAGCGGGCAAGAUCCUUCAAGCUAACAACAGUCACUCGGAGAGUUUGGUGAACGCGCUUGAGGAACGUCAGAAUGCCCGCAUGGCAGGGAUGGAGCAGGCUACCAAGGGGCUUGCAACCACGGUUGAGGGGGUUCAGGAGCGCUUGGCCAAGCUCGAGUCACUCAUCCAACGGGGACCGCCUUCUGUCAAGCCUGAUGACGAGCGCAGGCGCCAGACCCUCGUCUUUGGCGGAUGGGAACGGGACACUCGACGCCAGACUAUUGUUAUGGAAGUCACCGAGGCACUCACCCGGCUGGGGCUUACCACUUCGGUCGAUGAAUCGGUCUUCACCACUGGCCCGCGGAGAUCCCUUGCACUCCUCAACAUGCCCUUGCGCCUCCAGGAAUCCGAUGCCGCCAGGAAAGCCAGGAUGCACAAAGUGCUUACCACCGUUAACUCUGCGGAUGCCCGGACUUCGGCUGGCAAAAAGCUCUGGUGCUCAUACAGUAAGACGAGGGCGGAACGCCAGAUGGGAGGGCACUGCUCCUGGAUCAAGAGAUCCCUGGGGGCCAUCUCCGACGACCUUGCUCAGUCAGUUGAUCUGGAGUAUAGCACGGGAUCGGCCUGGCUUGGGGAGAGUUUGAUCGCUAGCGUGGCAAGACAACCAGGGAACGGGGCGAAUUCGCAUGAGAUGAUCACGAUACCAUCAGAGGACACAGGGCCGCAGUGGGUUGACUUGGGAGCACUGGCAAAAGAAUCAGGGCAUCCGGAGCCGGAUCUUGGCGAACUCCUUGGUUUGCUCCGCACUUGUCAAGAUGAUGUGGAGCGGCUUGAAAGGAGUGGGAAUUCAUUUGCUAACUGGGGUGCUGCGGAUGUUUCUGCAAGAUCUCACGAGGUGCAUGGGACCAGGAAUGCCUGUCAGGGUGCUGCCCCGGAAGGGUACGGCGCCUCCUCUGGCGUCAAGGCUGUUAAAACAGCGGCCGUGCGCGGGAGAAUGAAUUUGAGCACUUUGCAGGGAUCCCGGAAUCAGGGCUCGCUAUCGGUCGACAACCAUGUUGAGCAAGAAUUCUCGAUACUGGGAUGGAACGUGGGUGGUGCUGAACUGGGAAAUCUCACGGAAGCAGCUCGUCUUUCAACAGGGCAACCAUUACACACGAGUCAGCUUUUUCUUCUUCAAGAAGUACCAAGGGUUCAGGAUGGGUGGAGUACGUGGCACCAGGAUGCUUGGACAGUUUGUUCCUACCAACACAAGGAUCAAUGGAGAGGGACGGGGGUUAUGUUCUGCAAGGAUGCGUGGUCUAUCCUCCGAAGAGUGCCGGCGGGCAAGGGCUCCUGGUUCAAACUUCGGCGACUUUGUGAUGGUUUCGAGCUGUGGCUUGCUACCUUUCACUUCACUCCGGGGUGUACAGUUGAUUGCUUCGCUUCGCAGGUGGAUGCUUUCCUCCGGAAAAAGCCCGCAGGCAAGAACAGAAUUGUGGUGCAAGGGGAUGCGAACGCAGGUCUGGCAUGGACUCAGGGUGAAGGCACCUUACAGCCGUCGGGGAGGGAUGCCAAAGCUCUACUCCUCCUGGACAGGUUUGCCAAGCACGACCUCUCCCUGGUGCCACCUAGGUCCCCCUAUGUGGCUUUGCCUACGUCGAGACCUAGACAGGAGGGUCGGGAAGGCAAACAGAUUGAUCUCUUCGCGACGUCCCGCUUCAGACAUGAGGGCAUGAUCAUUCACAGGGACUCAAGCUACAGCAUAGGGACGGACCACGAGCUUCUGCAAGGAGUCUUCAAGGUCGUAAAGGGGAAGGUGGUUGCGAGGUGCCAGACCAAGCCUCGUGUCUGGAUAGGGGGCCCGAGCAAGAUUGAGCACAUUGACCAAGGGGUUUUGGAGGGAUUGGCUCGGACUUGCACGAAACCACGAAGGAGCUUGGCUUAUAAGGACCCCAAGCACGUUGUCCUUAUGUUCCAGCAGGCGAGGAUCUCGCGGACCCGGGAGGCUUGGAAAAGGGCCCUCGCCUAUCGCCGUGCGGCGCGGCAGAAGUGGGAGAAGGCACGUCAGGACAGGGCUCUGCAGGGCGACUGGAAGGCGUUUCAGCAGAGCAAAGUGGCCACCAAACAGGGAUGGGAGAUUGAGUAUGCCGACCUGCAAUCUAGGGACCCGCAUGCCACGGUACAUGAUCACCUAAGUGCGCUCUAUAAGGGCCAGGACAUUGAGCCGAAAUACAACGCGGACCAGGAGGUUCAGGCUUUCACGGUUGAAGAACUCCGAACAGCCUUAUCCCAGCUUAAAGGGGGAAAGUCGGUUGGGCGUGACCUCACUUCGAAGGAGCUUCUUGAAGGGGUGAUCAACAUUGAAGGUGGACAAUCUCACUUGCUGGAGUUUAUGAAUCGUGUGUUAUGCACACAGGUAAUUCCGCCAGCAUGGAACCAACCCUUGCUGAUCGUCCUCCCAAAAACUGACCAACCUGCUUCUCCGUCGGAUCUGAGACCAAUUGCCCUGGGCAGUUCGGCCUCCAAGCUCUUCUCCAGGCUUGUGCUGAACAGGGUAUCGCAUCGUUUUGCCUACACUAGUCACGCUCAAUGUGCGGGAGGGCAGCGUCAAUGCUCAGAUGUCAUCUUUGCCAUAUACCGUCUAUUGCAGUUAGAGAAAGAGUGGAAACAGGGUCUUGUGAUAUCCCAGAUUGACGUCUCCAAGGCGUUCGAUUCGCUCAGUCGGACCAAGCUCAUUCAUAAGCUGGAGACUCUCUUUUUAUGGAUGAUGGAUUACUCUGGGCCAGGGAUGUUGAAAGCUUGA